Marchantia polymorpha subsp. ruderalis is the source of this 2127-nucleotide messenger RNA. NCBI's taxonomy places the organism in Eukaryota, Viridiplantae, Streptophyta, Marchantiopsida, Marchantiales, Marchantiaceae. The record is from the annotation of a GenBank genome assembly.
CCGCGUGUGCUGAUUCGACCCUUUUCUUGCUUCUUUUGUCGAGCGACGGACUCGGUCUCGGUGUCGCUCUUGCUGACAGCUUCCUUGAAGCUGGCGGUCAAUCGGUUGUCGCUCGGUCGUGCAUUUGCGGCUCCCUCUUUGGCGCGAGCAUUCUCGUUUCAUUGCAGAUUGUGGGGUUUUCAACGAAAACGUCGAAGAAAUCGGGGCUUUGGAGGAUUGCAGCCAAUUGGAGGGAGCUCAUACAUUGCCGUCGCCGUUGGUGGCGUCAGUUUAUCCAUUUCCGCGUGUGUUUUUCUCGUUCGAGUGUGCUGGUUGUUGUUCUCUUCGCUCUCCGCGAGCGUCGAUUCUAGUUUCUGGAAGGUAGCCUUUGGUUUGGGCUAUGAUUGUGGAGUGGUGGUGCCAUUGGGCCUUCUUGCUUGCACCUGGGGAUUGAGUUCUGUUCUGAGUGUUGUAUAAAUCUCAUCUUAAGAAAUCUGCAAAGCACGGGGAUCAAUUUUAGCUCUGUAGUUUCUCGAAGUUCCUUGUCUGCUGGGAUGUAACGUUUGAAGCUGAUUAUGUAGUUGUUCAGCCUGAGACUAGUUUACCAUUUCGUCCACCUAGGUUUGCAGCAACAGAACCGGAAUUUUUACGUUCCAUGGUGUUAGCAUGCUCGCAAACGGCUGGGGUGACAGUCAGGUUUCAACUUUGAGUGGCACCGCUGUACAUUCGACGAGACGUUGCUACACUCAGAUCGGAGAGGCAGAUUCACCACAUUCCCUGUUAUUGGCAACCCGAGAAAAGCUGAAUGCCCUAUGGUUCCGUAGAAAGCCAGAGAGACCGUGUUAGCCUUGGUUACUUCAGGUAUGGGACACGAAGUUGGAAAAGCGAAGUGCAAAUUAGAUUUUUGGACAGGGACUAUGAGAGCAAUUGGCAGCGCUUUUGAAGUCCUAAUGUGGGAAGCACAGGCUGCGAUGAUAGGGCCAAAAAGAUUGGAGCAAGUGAAAAUCAGAUCUGAUCUCUGAUUCCUGCCCGAACUUUUCUCUCGGGAACCGUAUGUUCGGGGUUUGGAUACACGACUGGAGGUUACAUUCCAGACUGACGUUAGUCCCCUCGAUUACAAGAAGAGCAAGAUGGGGAAGCACCCUGCCUCAUGUACAGCGUGUCCAGAAUUUAACUACCCGCACUAACCUUAACCACAGCCGAGAACCAAGUUUCAACAUGAAUUUCAAACCGGUUUCCUGUCUGCACAUACCUUGAUUCAAAUGCCCAGAGCUGCCAAUAUUUUGACCUAUACUUUGCUGGGGUACGGAGACUGUAGAUGGAUGACUGAGUGAAGAAUCUUCUGGCUGACAACAGGAAAGUCUAAGCGGACCUCGUAUCCUACUGAAAGACUCCCAUUUUCUCUCACAAGUCAUCCUCACUUUUUCCUCCUUUGUUCACUCGUUACUUAGUUUGUUCUUGUUCAUCAUUUGUAACUCGAACGUCAGGGAGGGGUUAUAUAUAGUUCUCAGGCUCAGAGGCUAAAAAAUAAUUUCAAUUGAAUGUUUUGUCGUUCAUUUGCUCAGUGCUCAUUUCUGUUCAUGCCGGUCUCAGUUUGUAUCAGUUUUGUCGUUCAAGCGACCUCUCUGUUUCCUUAUUUUGAACCCAACGAGCCGGGAGCCGGUAAUGCUAAAUACAAUUGAUGGUUUUUUAGCAGCGUGCCGCAAUUAUUUCAUUCUCUGAGUUCUCGUUUUCCACUCACUCGUGGGCUGGGUGAGCAGUUUGAUUAGAUGUUCCCAUCGAAAGGUCUAACUUGAUCUCGUUUCUGCUGACGUCAGAGUGGAUUUUUUUUUCUGUGAGUAGCCUCUCACUCCUUAUUUCGUGGGAGUGCUAGUGCACAAUGGCUGUGAUUGAGCACAGUGAAUUCUCUGCGCAGAGUGCACCCACCUUGCUCAGAGAGUUGUAUGCCCUGUAGAAGAAUUGUCUUACGUAAAUCUAGCGUAUAUUCACUUCAUUCAUUUUUAACUUUUGGUUUGGAUAAACCUACCCAAAUACGACAUCGUCUUAAUUAAUUUGAGGAAAUAGUCGGCGGAGGGGAUCCCACGGCAGGCUGUAUUUCUUGUGGUUCUGUAAUGGAAUUUUCUUGUUAAAGAUAAGGUUUUUGAAAGU